GCCUGAGAUCAGUCUGCUAUCAGCGCUCGGGCAGAAAUUCUGUUCGUUCUCUGCUAAUUCUUUGGACAUAAUAUAUGGUCAGGAAGCUCUACGAGUCCCCCGGCUCAAGGUUCCCGGCUCAAGUUCCCGGCUCAAGGAUCAAGGCUCCGCGAACGUUCAUUUUCUACUGCCUGGGGAACCUCCGAGAAGGUGAAAGUUGAGCUAGCGUGUUGUUUUGCUCCGCUUACGCAACUGCCCAUCUCCCUGUACAUCUUGCUUGUCAUUAUUGGCCUCUCAUAUUCAUUUCUCGUUGCGGUUUGGUGGUGGCAAUUUGUAUACGCUGACUUGUUCCUCACUGCCUAGAGUGGUGCUCGUAAGUCUCGGUUCUUUCAGAUCUGCCUUGAGUGGAUUGCAUAUGGUUCAAUUUGCAGUAUAUCAUUGUUGUGAUCUCUUUCGAGUGCGGGUUGCACGUUGAAUUCAUUGUGUGGCAAUUGUACUUGCUCCUUCCUCUAUUCUCUGUGCUUCGUCGCCACAUUUCUGACUGUAUUGGAUUUUGAUUGUGACUGAUGCCUCACGUGCGGAGCCUCACAUCCAGGCGUAUGCGUCGAGCUCGGGCCUGCCAUCUCAGAUGGGUCCGAUCAGCAUCCCCCGUUCCCUUGUCACUAGAAGGACUUGUUGACUACGAGACUGUUGCGAUGGAGGUGCCGGCAGAGUCAGCUGAACAGGUUGAUGAGUUGUGGGCUGCGUUGGCCUUUUGUACCCCCAUUUGCCGCUACAGGAGAAAAAACAUGUUGACAUGAGAACUCAGACGGAUCUGCACAGUCAUGUUGACACCAGCACUCAGACGGACAGUGUUUGUACCUACCCGCCACUUUCCGAGGCCAACAUUUCUCGUACUCAAGCUGUGGACCUUCAUUGUGAAGUCGGCUGUCAGACAGAGAGUGUUUCUGGGAUGGUGAGAGGAGCUUCCGUAAUUGUUCUUGGGAAAGUGACUGUGGAGGCGGAGGAGGAAUUGGAGGCACUUUCGAGAGCGGAGUUUUCUCCGAACGUGCAGGCUGAUUCUGAUAGCUGCGCCUUGUCGGGUGCGUUCCAGGGGUGUCUGAAUCGUCCCGUCACGCUUAAUGAGGUAUCGAAUCUUGGUUAUGAUGCGUCUGUCCGCGUCCGGAUGGACGUCUCCAAAACAGUGCGUCAGUCGAAUGAGAAAGCUUUUUCGGAAGUAAUGCGUCAAUCGCUCACGUUCCCGAGGCCGUGCACUGGUCGUGCCCGCGCUUCUGCGCGGUUCCUGUGUGAUCGAGAUGAGGCAGGUGCACUGGCGGCCGAAUUCAUGAGCCUGGAAAGGGGAGAGUCGGAUGCUGAGUUCGAGUCCGACACGCUGGGUCAUUUGCAGUGGGAGUUAUCCCGUCUUGGUCUUCUGAAUCCAGACCAGAUGCGGUCUGUUUCCAGUGGUGUGAUUCUGUAUGCGCUGCAAGAACGGGAUAGGCCUGGGCCGAAGUUUUUGGACUUGAUGUUUCACAUUCUCGUGCGUGCUUCAGGAUUUCUCGCGAGUGGCCGUCGUGCGGAAUUGAACAGAAUCAGAGCCCUUUGUAAUGAUAUGUUUGUUGCUAUGGAGCGGGACUUCCUGCGGGAGGAGAGGAGGAUGAAGGAGUGGAUUUCGGCUAUGGUUUUGGAAGGUGUGGGAAGGUGCUGCAAGAUUUUCUUUGGCCAGGUUCCGAGCGCACCAAUGCCGCCAGGUGAUGGCGAUGUUUCAGGCGUUUACAUGGCCGCUUUGGAGGAGCAUCGACAAACACAUCUGCAGAACGAGCAGUGUGAAGCUACGCUUGACAUGAUUUUUCGUUUCGAUGAGACCCAGAGGGACCUGCUGGGAACGUGGAUGAAAGACGAGCGCAAUCUGAAUGAUCCCGAACGUCUCCAGUGCCGUUUCAAUCUCUUGCACGUGAGUUAUCAUAGGAAACGGAGUGGAAAGUGGACUCGGGAGGAAAAUGUGGCGAUGACGUCGCUCUUGACUUCUUUAUGAUUCCCUCGGCGUAAUUUCUUUGCUUGGGGUACGCACCAUUCUCUUACAUUAUUUGGUUUGUGUGUGUGUUGUUUCUUUGAUGGAGAUAUCGUAGCACGGACGUUUGUCGCAUCAUCGAUGUGCCUCUGCGGUAUCGACAUACUUCGGAUUUUGUGUUUGCUUUGUCUCUUGCCAUGCUGUGUGUGUGUGUGUGUCGGGCAUGCGCGCGUGUUGGUAUAAGAGCUCCGCAUGCUUUUCACUUUGUUCGGAAUAAGAGUUUCGCGUGUGCCCGCUUCCGCUCAAAGAGUGGUGGGUGUCUUGCCUGACUCUGUAUGCCGCCCGUUUUUCCUGCUUGCGACUGGGCCUGACGGCCCGCAUAGUCGAUCGCAAAGACCAUUUUAAGAAUUUAUUCUAAAAAGUUCUCUGCUUCGAUUCUGAGCACUCUAGUGCGUGCGAGGAACUCUACGAGGUUCCCGGCGGUGACCAGGUUGCUGCUGUUCCUCCUUGGGGAUCUCAGCGGUGGCCUGGCCCGUCGGGGGCUUCCUCAAGCCUGUCUCCUCAGGCUGCCCCCUGGGCGGCCGUGUGCGCGCGGGCGGGCCGUGCAAUCAAUUCGGGUACUUCGUCGGCUGCGACGACCUUCUCUCCUUGGGCCUACAGACGAUAGGUGCUGGAGGCCAGCUCUGUUUGGCAUCAGAAGUGGGACUGACUUCAACGCAUAGGCCGCUGUCGUCGCUUUGUACUUGUUUGUACUGCCUGCUUGCGCUUUCUCCAUUAUUGUUCUUGCACACGUGUGUAUUCUUUGACAUUGAGGUACUUUGACAGUUCUGUGACAUUGGAGUAUCUUGAGAUUGAGGUUCUCUGCAUUGUAUCGGCGUGCCUGUUUCCAUUCUUUCUUUGAAUCGUAUCGAUCAGAAUUCAAGAUACUUGAGUGCGUUAUCAGACAUUCAGUUAGGCAGGCGAUUCAAGAUACUGAGUGCGUUAUCAGACAUUCAGUUAUCCGAGAGUUACUUCUUGAGUGCGUUAUCAGACAUUCAAUUAUCACAUAUUUGACGUGAGCAUACGACUCUUGCCUUACCGCGGGUUGUUACCACAUAUUUCGGACUUUGUGUUUGCGUUGACUCUUGCCAUGCUGUGUGUGUGUGUGUCGGACAUGUGCGCAUGUUGGUAUAAGAGCUCUGCGUGAUCUUCACUUUGUUCGGAAUCAGAGUUUUGCAUUUGCCCACUCCCGCUCGAAGAGUGGUGGGUGUCUUGCCUGACUCUGUACACAGUCGACCGCAAAUUCGUUGUGUUUCACGUGCAUGGUCUUUCAGUGGUGCUGAGACGGUAAUCGCUAUAUGUGGUUACUGCGUUGUCUCGCAUUACUUUGAAGUGUACUCGUCAUUUUAGUUGUUUGUUUUGUGUUUGUCUCAGUGGUGUUGAGACGGUAAUCGCUGUAUACACCAGUGGUUACUGUAUGGUCUCUCACUGCUUUUAUUUUCAGUGGUGCUGAGACGGUAAUCGCUAUAUGUGGUUACUGCGUGGUCUCGCAUUGCUUUUACUAUUUAUCUCAUUUUAGUUGACUCUUAGUGUAAUAUACGCUCUUGGGCAUUGCUGUGCAGCUUCGCUGUUAGUACGCUCAGCGUUUUGCUCUCAGGCUCAGUUCUGAGUUGCUUUGUGUUUCGGUCUGCCUCCGUGGAGGCUCGAAUCGACCGUCCGCAAAAGACCGCAAAAGACCAGGUUGACGGUUUACCGCCGGCGCC
Prorocentrum cordatum is the source of this 3711-nucleotide messenger RNA. NCBI's taxonomy places the organism in Eukaryota, Dinophyceae, Prorocentrales, Prorocentraceae. The record is from the annotation of a GenBank genome assembly.